CCGUGAUUGGCGAGGGCAUCGAGCCAAUGGGUUAUUUUUGCUACGUUAUUUGGGCGGAGAAGAAGGUUGUUCAGGAGCAGAGCCUCGCGCGCCGCCAGUGUGGUGACAGGUUGGCUGGCUCUCUCCUGCUCGCACUCCAUCUCUGCCCGGACUAGUAACUAACACACCACCAAGAUGUCCGACGACGAAUCAGCUUAUUCAGGUGAGGAAGGCGGAAGCGAUUAUGAGGAGGGCCACCAGCCUCGGCAAGCGGAAGUAAAAGAAAAAGUUAAGGAGGUCGAAACUGAUGAAGAGGAGAGGAGGAAGAAGGGAGAUGAGGGGGCCAACUUCCUCAAGAAUCGCCAGCAGAUGAAAAUGUCUGAGCUGGACGAACAGCUGGCAGAGUACAUCGCUGAGUGGAGGAAGCAGAGAGCCAAGGAAGAGGAUGAACUCAAGAAGCUCAAGGAGAAGCAGGCCAAGAGGAAGAUCCUUCGCGCCGAAGAGGAGAAGAAGCUGACCGAGAAGAAGAGAGCCGAGGAAGAGCGCAAGCUCCGUGAGGAAUCCGAGAGGAAACAGAAGGAACAGGAGGAGAAGAGGAAACGCCUCGAGGAAGCCGAGAAGAAGCGCCAGUCCAUGAUGAAGGGCUCCAGUGAUGGUGCUAAGAAAUUCGGCAAGACUGGUGGUGAUAAGUUCUCCAACAUCCAGGCAGCCAAGGGCGAGCUGGGCAAGACCCGCGAGCAGCUGGCUGAGGAGAAGAAGAUCGCCCUGUCCAUCCGCGUGAAGCCCCUCAACGUCGACGCCAUCAGCGCUGGCAGCUUGCGCGACAAGGCCAACGAGAUGUGGAACCUCAUCAUUAAGCUCGAGACUGAGAAGUACGACAUGGAGGAGAGGAUGAAGCGUCAGGAUUACGAUCUGAAGGAGUUAAAAGAACGACAGAAGCAACAGUUGAGACAAAAGGCCCUGAAGAGGGGUCUAGACGCCGAGGCACUCACAGGCAAACACCCACCCAAAAUCCAGACAGCCUCCAAGUUCGAGCGUCGUACUGACAGGAGAACGUACGAGGACAAAAAGAAGUUAUUCGAAGGCGGUUGGGAUCUUGUAAUCAAGGCUGAGAUGGAGAAGAUCUGGAAAGAGAAGUAUGAGGAGUUUAUGUCAAGGACAAAGACCAAGCUACCCAAGUGGUUCGGCGAGCGACCGGGUAAGAAGGCCGGCGAGCCAGAGACUCCCGAGGGCGAGGAAGUCGAGGAAGAGUUCGAGCCUCCUCCACCAGAGCCAGAGCCCGAGGAAGAAGAGGAAGAAGAAGAGGUUGAAGAAGAGGAGGAGGAAGAAGAGGAAGAGGAGGAGGAGGAGGAGGAGGAGGAAGAAGAGGAGGAGUGAUGAGAGAAUCUCACCACGUCCUCCCCCUCACUCUUCUUCAUUCAUCCGGAAUAUCGUCGUCACAUUCUCACUCUCAAUGUCUUGUUUAACAUCUUUAUGUGAAGAGUUAAAUUCUCUUUGUUGUAUGGAGUCAAACGUUCGGUUUUGUUUGGACAAAUUAUCAUUAUUAUUAUUAUUAUUCUCAUAGUUACUUUAUCGUCUCAUUAAGAGUUUUAUUUAUGAUCGGUUGGCUGUUUAGUUUUUAGUUUUUGAAAAACGUGGUGGAGAGGCGCCAGCGCCUUUUGCACGACCACUCAACGUUCAAAUCAUGGCUUUGGAUAACGCUUUAAACGACAUAGUAGUAGGUCUACUACUACUACUGGAAUCAACACUCGUCAAUAGCUCCCCGGAGAACAUCCAUCCAUCCGUCGACGGGGCAGGCAGUGGCCGGCAGGCAGAACCCGCGUUGCUCUUCUCCCGAAGAACGCUCAGCUCCUUCCUGCUACUGCCACUGCUACUGCUACUGACUGCUGCUCGUGAGGAUGCAGAGGCCACCACCACCAGCUGCUGCUGCUGCUAAUGUUGGCAGCAGGUGGCGAGGUCGAGGGCGGAAGCCACGCCUCCCCUCCCCGCCCUCCGCGUAUACACAAGAGACGAGCCUCGGAAGUCAUCCAAGGAAGGCCUCUGCAUCAAGUGUCCCCUCCCCCUUAAUGCCCCAUGCGGUGGUGCCCGAUGACGCCCCCACCCUUCGUUCGUCUCCCCACGGACAGAGGAAAACGUUGCAUCAUUCCUGCCUCCCAAGAUUUCGGUUGACGAUAAGAAGGACGCACGUUAUCACACAAGGACACAACAGCGCUCUCUCGUCAGGGCCCGGGAGGGACUCGGCGGUUCCCCAGCCCUCCGCGGCGCCCCUCCCCUGGCUCUUGGAAAAGACUUUUACACAGGCAGGAGCUGUCGGACGGAAGCCUUUCGAACAACGCCGCCGAGGGACACUCAUCGAGAGAGAGUCAGAGGACAUCAUCCAUCCAGAAAGCAAGAAGAAGAAGAAGAAGACGAACUCGGUCUCAAGAGGACUUGAACAGAGGGGGCUCGGGGCGCGCAACACCAUAAAACAAAAGAAACAUGGACGAUUCUUCACCAUCAUCCAAGAGAGACACACUUUCAACGUCUAUCUCCGAAGGCAACCACAUUUAUAUUUCUGUAUAUAUAUUUAUAUAUAUAUAUUCAACCAUACAUAGGCAUCAACACGUCUACAUUACAAGCGCACAAUAUAUUACAUACACUCACAACGAAAGAAAAGACCCGAGAAAAUACGCAAUUGGUCACCACUCCAAUCUUGUGUUCUCUGUUAUUUCAAGAUUCAUCGUAUGUUCCUUCUUUAAUGCUAAUUUCUUUCAAAAUAAAAUGUCAAAUAUUA
Molecule: messenger RNA, 2752 nt
Organism: Macrobrachium nipponense
Lineage: Eukaryota; Metazoa; Arthropoda; Malacostraca; Decapoda; Palaemonidae
Gene: TpnT
Product: troponin T, skeletal muscle-like
Exons: 14
Coding region: 175-1356 (393 amino acids)
Biological process (GO): regulation of muscle contraction; sarcomere organization; muscle contraction
Cellular component (GO): troponin complex
Molecular function (GO): tropomyosin binding
Source: RefSeq, a predicted model, not a curated record